Messenger RNA from Colletotrichum orchidophilum, 1422 nucleotides. Its product is annotated as FAD/FMN-containing dehydrogenase. Gene Ontology annotation, molecular function: FAD binding; oxidoreductase activity. The transcript has 2 exons. Bases 1 to 1422 code for a protein of 473 amino acids. NCBI's taxonomy places the organism in Eukaryota, Fungi, Ascomycota, Sordariomycetes, Glomerellales, Glomerellaceae. The record is from RefSeq and is a predicted model, not a curated record.
AUGGCAGCACUUGAAGCUUCACCAGAGUUUCGGGGGUCUCAUCCCACAGCAUCGACGCUGGAACAGAUCUCUUUGGAUGCGCCCCUCUUACACAACCUUGUGACAAACUUCCCCAAUCUGUUGGUAUACACGAUCUCGGCCGAAAAGUACGAGAAUGUUCGAACUUUCUUCAACGCGAACAUGACCCAACUGCCUUUGGCGAUCGUCCGCCCGAGAACCGAUGCCGAGGUCGUGGCCAUCGUCCAAGAGCUGAAAGCUCAAGACAUCCCAUUUGGCCUCAGAAGUGGUGGGCACGACUUGAUAUUCGGGCAGGCUCAAGGCAAAGAUGGUGUUAUCGUGGACUUGAGAGGCCUCGACAGCAUUUUCAUCGCCGAAGACAGACAGUCCGUCCGCGUUGGCGGCGGCAUCAUGGGCAUCAAGCUCUCGCGCUUUUUGCAGCAGCACAAGCUCCUCACCCCCCACGGCUUGUGUCCGACUGUCAGCAUCGCUGGCUGGGCUAUGGGCGGAGGGUACGGCUACAUGAAUGCCUACCACGGGCUAGGUGCGGACCAAAUUCUCGGUGCGCGUGUGGUUCUCGCAAAUGGCAGCAUUGUCGACACGAAAGACCAUCCCGAUCUGCUCUGGGCUCUUUGCGGCGCUGGAAAUGGCAACUUUGGAGUCAUCGGCGAAGUGUUGAAGAAAUUCGGCGAAUUUGAGAAGGAUCUGCCGAUCAACUUCACUGGCGAAGCUACCCACAUGGCUCUCCCCGGCGUUGGUCCCGUAUUUGCCUGGCUGUUUGCCUGGACGUCAGCAAACGAUGAUCUGGAAGAGGGUUGGGCGUUCUUCGAAACGAUGAAGGCGCUCGGCACGCCAGUUCUCAACACAGUGGCAGAAGGUAUGCACACCAAACUCUCACUGUUCAAAAGGCAAGAACUUGCUAGACCUGCAGUCGACGACUUCACGUUCUUCAACGCCAUGCCCUCGCCAACCAAUGUCCGCUGGUAUCCUCGGCUUAGGAUGUUUGAAUGCUUCACCCCGGGAAUAGCCAGUGCGUUUGGCAAUAACUCGCCGCCAGGGGCAACUUCUGCUACAGUUAUUCAUGCCGCUCACGGUCGAGCGAUCGAGGCGAAUCCAGCAGCUUGCUAUCCUCUGCGUAAGAGGCAUCGUAUAGCGACUCCUUUAGGUGCUGUCAUAGACACUACUUCACAGGCAGUGGAAUAUGAAGAGUACAAAAAAUGGGCGGAUGAUUUGGUGGAUGCCCUCUCGGAGCAAGGCGGCAAGCUUCCAUACGGGAAUCGCAACCUGGGCCCCGAGAAAGACAUGGACUGGGUGGCCACUUACGGCGAGGAGACUCUAUCAAGGCUCAGGGAGAUCAAAAAGAAAUUUGAUCCACAGAAUGUCUUCAAAACGGGUUAUCUAAGGCUGAACGUACAUGUUAGUUAA